Fusarium mangiferae is the source of this 654-nucleotide messenger RNA. RefSeq lists its product as uncharacterized. Gene Ontology annotation, cellular component: THO complex part of transcription export complex. The transcript has 3 exons. Gene Ontology annotation, biological process: mRNA export from nucleus; positive regulation of DNA-templated transcription, elongation. The record is from RefSeq and is a predicted model, not a curated record. The coding region runs from base 1 to 654 and encodes 217 amino acids. NCBI's taxonomy places the organism in Eukaryota, Fungi, Ascomycota, Sordariomycetes, Hypocreales, Nectriaceae. Gene Ontology annotation, molecular function: mRNA binding.
AUGGCGAUCGAUAAAAUUGUUACGGACCCAAGGCUUUGCGCAGUCUUGCAGAUCUCAGACCAGGCACGCGACCAGGCUAGCGCACUCCUCACUCUGGGCGAACAAUCAUACAGCGAAGGGCCUCCUUCAGCAGAAGCGCAAGCUGAAAUCGCCAAGCAGCAAAAACUCCUUUUCACGACCAUGGCGCAUCUGAAAGGACUGCACCGAAACGUCUGUUUCUCCGCACGUGAGACCAAGUCCCAGACUGCCGAGUCGCGUCAAGAAGUCGACCGCCUGCAUCUCCAGCUUCAGAAUCUGUAUUACGAACAACGACACCUCCAAGGAGAGAUUACAGCAUGCGAAUCCUACGACCACAAGUACCAACAAUUACCUCUUAUUCCUGUCGAGGAAUUCCUUGCCCAGCAUCCCGAACACGAGAAUGAUGACGAGAAUACCUUGAUGGUUGCGCGCAUAGAUCACGAACGGUCUGAGCGUGAAGCUCUGGAGCAACAGCGACAGGAGCUGCUUAAGCGAAAACAGAAGCUGAUUGCGGAUAACAAAAGAAGGAAGGAUGACCUUGCCAACUUGGAUAAUGAUUUGGAAAAGUUCAUUGAUGCAAGUUUCUUGACGCCGGCUGCCAAACCGAUUCAGAAGCUAUUUGAAAAGGCACCCUAA